Hyaloperonospora brassicae is the source of this 1179-nucleotide messenger RNA. The record is from the annotation of a GenBank genome assembly. Lineage: Eukaryota; Oomycota; Peronosporomycetes; Peronosporales; Peronosporaceae.
AUGACGACCCCCCAUGUGCUGCUGUAUGUGGAUGUGAACAAGACGCUCAUCAUGCACGACCCGACGCAGGGCAAGACGCUGCAUCACGUGAUCAACGACCUGUUGACGGAACGCGCAUUGGGUCGAGUCGAAAAUGGGUCAAAAAGCUGGAUAUUCGACGGAAACCAGAUAGUUGCCGACGAACAGUUCCAACAAAUGGGCACAAACGGCGUGUCGUAUGGAACCUUUUUGAGAACCCGGUUUCCUGCAUCAGGUGACGCGAAGGUGAGCAACCACAACAAACAGACGCGGAAAAUGUUGCGCCAAACGUUCACAGCUCCAGGGAAUCCAGGUGAGCUAUUGGUGACGGAAUAUGAGACUUUGCUGGAGCAGUUGCUGCUGCCUCGCACUGCAGCAACUGAAGCCCAGCGAAAAGCGGUUGGCCUGCACGAGUCGCCGCACUAUUUCAUCGUACCAGCUUUUUUCAAAUUAAUGAUGUACCUGCAGGCACAAAAGGUGUCGUUCAACCUCAUUUUCCGGACAUUUGGCGACGAUUUGCGUCGAGUGGCACGCGAGUUCAACAGCUUUUGCGAAGGCAAACAUCCGUAUUUCUCGCUGACGAAGCCUAUGGAUGGAUCAGAUGGCGGUAUUGACCGUCGCAUGUAUGUGGAUCCAAUGGUCAACAAAGCAAUGCCACGUUUUGGCACAUUUUUACGAACAAAUGCUUCGACGAUGUUGGUUAUGGGUACGUUCGAGCAACCGGGCGUUGUGGAUGACUCGGAUCCAUUAGCGUUCUAUAAGUCGCAGAUGCACUCGCUGCACGUCGUACGAGGACUUCUGGACAUUCAUGACUUUCUCGCUCGCCAGUGGCGAACGUCGCAAGCAACGUUGGCGUUGCGGGACUUUUAUCCACAUUGGUCUGCUCAUCAGGAGAAAGCGGCGGCAGGCAAAUUGUUGACACUGCAUCCCAUGGACGUUGCUGACAAUGUGCACGCCAUGUUCUUGGAUGACAACAUUCUGCCGCAUGAUGCACGCAUUGUCGAUGCUCGGAUGGUUCACGAUGGAUCUGCUGUGGACUUUGAAGACUCGCGGGAGCUGCACCUGAUCCGCAUUGAUCCGCUUGAUGUUAUCCGAUGCGAUACAUACUUUGUCGAUCGCUUUGAAACCUCGUUGCAGCAAUGGAGACUGAAGCAGAAGUAG